Ostreobium quekettii is the source of this 399-nucleotide messenger RNA. The record is from the annotation of a GenBank genome assembly. Lineage: Eukaryota; Viridiplantae; Chlorophyta; Ulvophyceae; Bryopsidales; Ostreobiaceae.
AUGUUGAAUCUUAUGUCCGUCAAGAAAAAGCAGCAGGAGGAGAAGAGCCAGGGCAUCAAGCCAGGGCUGGCGGCGGAAAUCAGGCUGCAGAAAGAUAUGUCGGAGCUGAACCUCCCCUCCAACACGUCGAUUGUCUUCCCGGAGGGCAAAGACAAGAUUUUCCAUUUCGAGAUCGCCCUGAGGCCGAACGAAGGGUACCACCGAGGCGGACAGUUCCUUUUCUCUUUCAACAUCUCGCACAAUUAUCCGUAUGAGGCGCCCAAAGUCAAGUGCAAAACAAAGGUCUUCCAUCCCAACAUCGAUCUUGAAGGGAAUGUGUGCCUCAACAUUUUGCGAGAAGACUGGAAGCCAGUGCUCAGUGUCUCCACCAUCGUUUAUGGGCUUCAGUUCCUCUUCAUG